AUGGCAGUGCCCCGCGAGGCCGCGCGAGUCGGGGACAAGCCCGGCCACGGUGGGGUGUAUCCAGCCCCCGCGGCGGGCCCGGACUGUCCCGCUGGCGCCGGCCCCGCACAGUCGCGGGACUCCGGCAGCCACGGCCGUUGGGGAGACCUGGUGCUGCAGCCGCUCCGGCGCUCCCGGAAACUUUCCUCAGCGCUGUGCGCGGGCUCCCUGUCCUUUCUGCUGGCCCUGCUGGUGAGGCUGGUGCGCGGGGAGAUCGGCCGCGACCUGGAGCAGAGUAAGGAGGUGGCGGCGGCGGCGGCGGAGGAGGAAGCGGCCCCGGGAGCAGAAGGGGGCGUCUUCCCGGGGCUUCGGGGAGGUGCUCCUGGGGGCGGCGCGCCGCUCAGCCCCUGGCUGCAGCCCUCGGCGCUGCUCUUCAGUCUUCUGUGUGCCUUCUUCUGGAUGGGCUUGUACCUCCUGCGCGCCGGGGUGCGCCUGCCUCUGGCCGUCGCACUGCUCGCCGCCUGCUGCGGGGGGGAAGCGCUCGUCCAGAUUGGGCUGGGCGUCGGGGAGGAUCACUUACUCUCGCUCCCGGCCGCGGGGGUGGUGCUCAGCUGCUUGGCCGCCGCGACAUGGCUGGUGCUGAGGCUGAGGCUGGGCGUCCUCAUGAUCGCCUUGACUAGCGCGGUCAGGACCGUGUCCCUCAUUUCCUUAGAGAGGUUCAAGGUCGCCUGGAGACCUUACCUGGCGUACUUGGCCGGCGUGCUGGGGCUCCUCCUGGCCAGGUACGUGGAGCAAAUCUUGCCGCAGUCCGCGGGGGCGGCUCCGAGGGAGCACUUCGGGUCCCAGCAAAUUGCUGGGACCAAGGAAGAUAUCCCAGUAUUUAAGAGGAGGAGGCGGUCCAGCUCCGUGGUGUCCGCGGAGAUGUCCGGCUGCAGCAGCAAGUCCCAUCGGAGGACCUCCCUGCCCUGCAUACCGAGGGAACAGCUCAUGGGGCAUGCAGAAUGGGACCACAAACGAGGGGCAAGAGGAUCACAGUCCUCAGGAACCAGUAUUACUGUGGAUAUUGCCGUGAUGGGUGAGGCUCAUGGCCUCAUUACCGACCUCCUGGCAGACCCUUCACUGCCCCCCAACGUGUGCACAUCCUUGAGGGCAGUGAGCAACCUGCUCAACACCCAGCUCACCUUCCAGGCUAUUCACAAGCCCCGCAUGAAUCCUGUUGUUUCCUUCAGUGAAAAUUACACCUGUUCUGAUUCUGAGGAAAGCUCUGAAAAAGACAAGCUGGCUAUUCCCAAGCGCCUGAGAAGGAGUUUGCCUCCUGGUUUGUUGAGACGGGUUUCAUCAACUUGGACAACCACCACCUCAGCCACAGGCCUACCCACUUUGGAGCCUGCCCCAGUACGGAGGGACCGGAGCGCUAGCAUCAAACUGCAUGAAGCAUCUUCAUCAAGUCCUGAUUCUUGGAAUAACCCAGUGAUGAUGACCCUCACCAAAAGCAGAUCCUUCACUUCAUCCUAUGCUGUUUCUGCAGCUAACCAUGUAAACUCAAAAAAGCCAAAUCGACCAGGUGCCCUAGCUAAAAUUUCACCUCUUUCAUCGCCCUGUUCCUCACCCCCCCAAGGGACUCCUGCCAACAGCCCAGUCAGCAAAAUUUCUGCAGUGCGGUUUCCAGAAUCUGCCAACACGACUGCCAGACAAGGCCUAGGUUCUCACAGGGCAUUAACUUAUACUCAGAGUGCCCCUGACCUGUCUCCUCAGACCCUCCCUCCACCUGUUAUAUGUAGCAGCUGUGGCAGACCAUAUCCUCAAGGGAAUCCUGCUGAUGGGCCCCUGGAGGGAAGCAGUGCAGCCAUUCGGACACCAAGCAGAAUGGAUGACACUACUCAAGUUACCUCUGAUUAUGAAACCAACAACAACAGUGAUAGCAGUGAUAUUGUACAGAACGAAGAUGAGACUGAGUGCCUGAGGGAGCCUCUAAGGAAAGCUUCUGGUUGUGGCCCCUACACGCCUGAGGCCAUGAUAUUCCUGGACAAGCCAAUUCUUGCUCCUGAACCUCUUGUCAUGGAUAACUUGGACUCAAUUAUGGAGCAGCUAAAUACUUGGAAUUUUCCAAUUUUUGAUUUGGUGGAAAAAAUAGGAAGAAAAUGUGGCCGUAUCCUUAGUCAGGUAUCAUACAGACUUUUUGAAGACAUGGGCCUCUUUGAAGCUUUCAAAAUUCCAGUUAGGGAAUUUAUGAAUUAUUUUCAUGCUUUGGAGAUUGGAUACAGGGAAAUUCCUUAUCAUAACAGAAUCCACGCCACUGAUGUGUUACACGCUGUGUGGUACCUUACUACGCAACCGAUUCCGGGCCACUCAACUGUGAUUAAUGAUCACGGAUCCGCAAGUGAUUCAGAUUCUGACAGUGGAUUUACACAUGGACAUAUGGGAUAUGUCUUCUCAAAAAUGUAUAAUGUGCCUGAUGAUAAAUACGGAUGUCUAUCUGGAAAUAUCCCUGCCUUAGAGUUAAUGGCAUUGUAUGUGGCUGCAGCCAUGCAUGAUUAUGAUCACCCAGGAAGGACUAACGCUUUCUUGGUGGCAACUAGUGCUCCUCAGGCGGUGCUCUAUAAUGAUCGUUCAGUUUUGGAGAAUCAUCAUGCAGCUGCUGCAUGGAAUCUUUUCAUGUCCCGGCCAGAGUACAACUUCUUAGUUAACCUUGACCAUGUGGAAUUUAAGCAUUUUCGUUUCCUUGUCAUUGAAGCAAUUUUGGCCACUGACCUGAAGAAACACUUUGAUUUCGUAGCCAGAUUUAAUGCCAAGGUGAAUGAUGAUGUUGGAAUAGAUUGGACCAAUGAAAAUGAUCGCCUACUGGUUUGCCAAAUGUGUAUAAAGUUGGCUGAUAUCAAUGGGCCAGCUAAGUGUAAAGAGCUCCAUCUUCAGUGGACAGAGGGUAUUGUCAAUGAAUUUUAUGAACAGGGUGAUGAAGAGGCCAGCCUUGGGUUACCAAUAAGCCCCUUCAUGGACCGUUCUGCUCCUCAGCUGGCCAAUCUUCAGGAAUCCUUCAUCUCUCACAUUGUGGGUCCUCUGUGCAACUCCUAUGAUUCAGCAGGACUAAUGCCAGGGAAAUGGGUGGAAGGUAGUGAUGAGUCAGGAGAUACUGAUGACCCAGAAGAAGAAGAAGAGGAGGAGGAAGCACCAAAUGAAGAGGAAACCUGUGAAAAUAAUGAAUCUCCAAGAAAGAAAACUUUCAAAAGGAGGAAAAUCUACUGCCAAAUAACUCAGCACCUCCUGCAGAACCACAAGAUGUGGAAGAAAGUCAUUGAAGAGGAACAGCGGUUGGCGGGCCUAGAGAAUCCGUCCCUGGACCCAUCCCCCCAGCAGCAUUCCUCAGAUCAGAUCCAGGCCAUCAGGGAAGAGGAGGAAGAGAAAGGGAAGCCCAGAGGAGAGGAGAUCCCGACCGCCGAGCAAAACCAGUGA
Molecule: messenger RNA, 3429 nt
Organism: Neomonachus schauinslandi (Hawaiian monk seal)
Lineage: Eukaryota; Metazoa; Chordata; Mammalia; Carnivora; Phocidae
Gene: PDE3A
Product: phosphodiesterase 3A
Exons: 16
Coding region: 1-3429 (1142 amino acids)
Biological process (GO): oocyte maturation; positive regulation of oocyte development
Cellular component (GO): cytosol
Molecular function (GO): 3',5'-cyclic-AMP phosphodiesterase activity
Source: RefSeq, a predicted model, not a curated record